AUGCCAUUUCAACCACCUACAAGACCACAUUCAGCCAAUCCAGGUAUGAACCCCUCUAUAUUCCCUCGAACCGUAUCAUCUUCAUCAGUCUACAAGCACAUUCCAUCACAUCAACAACAGCAACAUCAACAAAAUAGUAAUCAGCAUCAACACCAACAUCAACAUCAAAUACAACAACACAAAUCAUCUUCAAUGACUUCAUUCGGUAAAACAUCAACAACAGAAGAUUGGGAAGAUGCGUGGGAUUCAUCGUCUGAUAAAGAAGAUGAUAUCAAAGCCACAAAUACAAAUAUAACUGUAAAUACAAAUACGAGUGAACCUAUGGAAAUCAGUAAAAGCGUUCCUAUACCUGUCAAAAUAGCGAACAACAAUAAUAAUUACUCUCAAUAUAGGAAUGGAAAUACGAAUGGUAAUGGUGAAUUCAGUUUCACUCCUGGAUCGGGAUCUGGCUCUGAUAUCAUAUCUGGUUCAGGAGAUAAAGAGGUUUCAGCAAGCUGGAACUCAACUUCCUAUCAUCAUGUAUCACCACCAAGUCCCAUAGUCAGACCAUCUUUACUUCAAGCUAAAACAUAUACGGAAGGUGCCAUACCCCCUGCUCCCGGAACGAGUAUACCAGAUUCCUAUGGUGGGAAAUCUAAUGGAACAGGAUCCAAAUUGCCUCCUGGAGGUGCAUGGGAGAUCGUUGAACCAUCGGAAAUAAGGGAAGACAUACAGCAAGGAGAUUUACCUAUACCAGAGAAAGUCGGGAAAGAAGCUGUCAAAGAUGAUGUAGAGGAUAUCUUGAUAGACCCCUUAAAGCUACUAUCGAAUCUUUCCUUGGAUGCACCUCAGACUCCAAAUUCGACAGAUCCAUCAUCAUCCUUCCCAUUCUUGACUCCAACUUCAUCGUAUCCCCAAACUCCUUCAACAGCAAAUUCAGCUUCGCCAGAUGCCUCAACGUCAUAUACGAUAUUACCAUCUACACCACGUACGCUGACUCGAAAAGAAGGACUUGGCAGACAAAGAAGUGUUAGGACAGAAAGAAAAAGAGAGAAAUUCGGUAGAGUUUUAAGAGGAAGAGAUGGAGGUGGAGUGGAAUUGGGUGAAUUGAGGAAAUUGGCUUGGAACGGUAUACCGGAGGAAGUAAGAGGUGUUGUUUGGAUGUUAUUGCUUAACUAUCUGCCUCUACCGGUCCAACCACGUCUGACAACCUUGAAUCGAAAACGGAAAGAAUACACACAGUUAGUAGAUCAGUAUUUUGGAAGGGGAUUGGCUUCGCUUGAUCAACAGAUAUGGCAUCAGAUUGAGAUAGAUGUACCGCGUACAAGACCUGGUGUAGCUUUAUGGGCUUGUGUCAAGACUCAACGGAGUUUGGAGAGGAUUUUAUAUGUCUGGGCUAUACGACAUCCUGCUUCUGGAUAUGUACAGGGCAUCAAUGAUCUAGUAACGCCUUUCUUUCAGGUAUUUCUGGGUGCUUAUAUAGAUACCGAUCCGGAGCUAUUUGAUAUUGCACAUUUACCUGAAAAUGUCCUACAAGCUAUAGAAGCAGAUACCUUCUGGUGUUUGACAAAGCUUCUAGAUGGCAUUCAGGAUCACUACAUAUCUCAACAACCUGGUAUUCAAAGGCUAGUCAAGAGAAUGGGCGAUCUGGUCAAACGGAUAGAUGCUCCCUUAGCAGCUCAUUUCGAAGAACAAGGAGUUGAAUUCAUGCAAUUCGCCUUUAGAUGGAUGAACUGUCUUUUAAUGAGAGAAAUCAGCGUUAAAUGCACCAUAAGAAUGUGGGAUACAUAUCUUGCUGAAGGUGCAGAUGCUUUCUCGCAAUUCCAUCUAUACGUCUGUUCCGCUUUAUUAGUCAAGUAUUCGGAAAGAUUAAGGGAAAUGGAUUUCCAAGAAAUGAUAAUGUUCCUUCAAUGUUUACCUACGCAACUAUGGACUGACCACGAGAUUGAAUUAUUACUUUCGGAAGCAUACGUCUUGAAGAUGGUUUGGGCAGGAGCUGAAAAUCAUUUCGCAAAUUUACCUAAUGGGAAUCAAGGUCAAUUUGGUAUGUUAGGAAGAUAA
This is a messenger RNA of Kwoniella shivajii, 2040 nucleotides long. RefSeq lists its product as uncharacterized. Gene Ontology annotation, molecular function: GTPase activator activity. The transcript is spliced from 9 exons. Bases 1 to 2040 code for a protein of 679 amino acids. Gene Ontology annotation, cellular component: Golgi apparatus. Lineage: Eukaryota; Fungi; Basidiomycota; Tremellomycetes; Tremellales; Cryptococcaceae. The record is from RefSeq and is a predicted model, not a curated record. Gene Ontology annotation, biological process: activation of GTPase activity.